Panthera uncia (snow leopard) is the source of this 426-nucleotide messenger RNA. Its product is annotated as cystatin-C-like. NCBI's taxonomy places the organism in Eukaryota, Metazoa, Chordata, Mammalia, Carnivora, Felidae. Bases 1 to 426 code for a protein of 141 amino acids. Gene Ontology annotation, molecular function: cysteine-type endopeptidase inhibitor activity. The record is from RefSeq and is a predicted model, not a curated record. The transcript is spliced from 3 exons.
AUGGCCCAGCGUCUGCACAGUCCCCUGCUCCUGCUGGCUGCCCUGGCCCUGGCCCUGGCCCUGGCUGUGAACUCCCAGAGAAACUCCAAAGUCGGAGCCCCAUGGGAUGCAGAUGUCAAUGACAAGGAUGUGCAGGAGGCACUAAAAUUUGCCCUCAGCGAGUACAACAAGGCAAGCAACGAUGAGAACUACAGCCGUGUGCUGCAGGUGAAGGGUGCCCAAAAGCAGGUUGUGGCUGGAAUAAACUAUUUUCUGGAUGUGGAGAUAGGCCGAACCAAAUGCACCAAGUCCGAGCCCAACAAAGAGAGCUGUCCCUUCUAUGAGCAGCCAGACUUGCUGAGGAAAAAGCUCUGUUCCUUCCAGAUAUACACUGUCCCCUGGCGGAGCGAGAAAUCCCUGGUGAAGUCCCGCUGCCACGAUGCAUAG